Messenger RNA from Cetraspora pellucida, 798 nucleotides. Lineage: Eukaryota; Fungi; Glomeromycota; Glomeromycetes; Diversisporales; Gigasporaceae. The record is from the annotation of a GenBank genome assembly.
AUGAUCAGUUCGCUGAUAAGGAAGCUGAAAGAACAAGUAAAGCCAAUAGAAAAUCAUACCUUUGAGCUGACAUCAUUUAAUUUUGCAAUACAAAGUAGUCCCUUUGUAGAACUUGGUGUUGAUUUAAAUCUAGCGCGAAGCAGAAGUUUUCAAAGUAAGUUUACUAUAGAACUUGAUGUUGAUUUGGAGAAGAGUCAAGAUUUGAGAAGAAAUCUCGCUGUCGACGAUUUCAAUUUGACACAAGGUCAAUUAAGUAAUCCCGCAGUUGAUUUCAAUUAUGGACAGAUCCAGAGAUUCAAAAGUAAUUCAGCUAUAGAAUUUGAAAGUGAUUUUAAUUUUAUGUCGAGCCAUUCCAGUAAUCCACCUGAAAACGAUUUUAUUGUGAUGCCAGGCCCUAGUUCCAGUUCGAAUAACAUUUCUAGUGAUGAUGAAUCGCAAGAAAACCUUUUGCAAUUAUAUGUUGGACUUCUGUUUAAUACAUGGGAAGAGGUGGACAGUUUUGUAGAAUCAUAUGGAAAGUCUAAAGGUUUUUCUUUUCAAAAAAGUAGGAGUGAUUUUCACUCUGAUCAUUCGGGCAUACAUCGCUGCAGCUAUGAGUGUUCCUAUUCACGUGCACAUAAGGCCAAAAAAACUAUCGACAUUACUAAGCAGCGUGAGCGCUAUUCUGCUGAGAUUAACUGUCUAUGGCAUGUGAACUUUAAUAAUCGCAAGGGUACUACUCAAAUUACUUGUACCUCAUUUGAUGAUAAACACAACCAUGAAUUGAAUCCUAUUAUUUCGCAAACCGCACCAUGGUUC